Molecule: messenger RNA, 1233 nt
Organism: Alternaria atra
Lineage: Eukaryota; Fungi; Ascomycota; Dothideomycetes; Pleosporales; Pleosporaceae
Exons: 1
Coding region: 1-1233 (410 amino acids)
Source: RefSeq, a predicted model, not a curated record
AUGAACCCGAUCAACCUUGACAACGAUGUCUGGUCGAUAGAUGCGCUCAAGACUGCACUAAAAAGUCACACUCUAUUCAAGCGCUAUGGGAUGGAAAUGCCGGCAAAGGUACUGAAGAAGGAUCUAAAAAGCGUCGCCCGACGUUUUGACCAACACGACAAGUCGACUAUGAUCGCGGAUGGCAAACUCCCCGAACCUAUCGCGUAUGACGACGGAUACUAUGCUGUCAAUGCCGACCUGAGACCCAUGGCCGAAGCAGCCGGCAUGAAGAACACUCAUGGAAAGAAUUUCAACAAGAUGGGUUUAGCUAAGACAUUGAUCAGAUGGGAUGUCGAUCACGCUCCUCGCGUUGCUAUAUUCCUACCACGACGGAAGAAGGAGGAAAAGCCUGACAUGCCAAAGAGGGCCGUUCAGACGCAGAACAAGACUGGAGUAGAACCAUUGAAGUCGAAGAAACGCAAGGCUGUGCCAGCCCAGCCUUCAGUACCACCGAAGCGCCAGAACAAGACCAAAACGACCGCGAAUGACGACGACGUGGAGAUGAGCGAUGAAGACGAAUCGGGCGACGACGGAUUUCUCCCGCAGCCUGCGAUCAAGGGCAUCAUGUCGACUCGGACACUACGCCAGAAGCAAACGCCUGCCCGUAAGCCUCGAAAAGGUCAAGCGAUUGCUCCCCAGACACACAUCGGAGCAAACAAAAACAUGCAUGAGGUGACAUAUAGGCAGGUUGACGAAGAUGAAGAAGGUGAUCCUAGAGACGAUGCUGCAGGUCACGCCGACGAGGAGGACGACGAGGAGUUCAAGGUUGACGCCGGAGAGUUGCAAUGGUCAAGUACAAAGCGACGUGCACUUGGACGCCUUGCAGCGCGAGGCGAGAAACCUAAGAAGAAACCUACAAAGGCAGACCAGGCGAGACCUGAUCCCAGCGAGGAUGGCACGCAGAAUACCGCAGAGCGACACGCGAACGAACAGCAGGAGAAAGAUGAUGAAGAGAAAGGCAUAAUUCAUAACGCGCAUCGGCUUGGGGGCUACAAUACCUCUGCUCUCGCAGACACCUUUCGCGUCAAGAACAAGACAGUUCAUGCGCACAUGGAAGGGCACAUCCGGCCUGGUGUUGAGCCUGCACCUACUGAUCAGCUGGGCACAUGGCGCCUCUACGAGCGUUAUGUAGACCUGGCAAAAAGAGAAGGAAGGGAUCCGGACCUGUGGAUGGGCGGAGGAGCCUCGCCCUGA